Lotus japonicus is the source of this 3801-nucleotide messenger RNA. Its product is annotated as kinesin-like protein KIN-14C. NCBI's taxonomy places the organism in Eukaryota, Viridiplantae, Streptophyta, Magnoliopsida, Fabales, Fabaceae. Bases 2782 to 3183 code for a protein of 133 amino acids. The transcript has 6 exons. The record is from RefSeq and is a predicted model, not a curated record.
CCCUCUUUCUCCUUUCAUGACCUCAGAAGUGUACCUUUCUUCCCUUUACUUGAGAAACGUAACUUUCUUCCCUAAUUGAUGGGGAUGUCGAUGAUGGGUCUGGUUCCUCUGUUUUAACAAGUUGUUCUCUGCAAUUUCCGUACAGCCGAUGAUGUAUUUGAUUGCGUGGGAGAAGGUUUGGUAGAAGGGGCUCCUGUUUUCCUCUGUGAUGACCUAAAUUCCUCCGAUGAUGAAGUAAGGGUUGAAGGAGCACAGUGUUUCAUCGGUUCUCUUCUUCAUUAUAUGUACUGUCCUUGAUGUCAUGGAUUGCGUUGGAGGAGGUUUGGUAGAAGGGGAAGAGUGUGGGUUUCAGUUUGAAGAGCAGUUGGUGAAGAGCUCAGUUCUUGAUUGUUUUGAUGUCAGUUUAGUACAAAAGGCUGGUAUUGGUUUUCUUCCAGCAAGUUUCUUCCUGGCAUCCAAUUUAAAAUUUAUUUUAUUUGAUUCUGCUGCUAUGUUGGUAUGUUAUAAUCAAAGGCUUCUAAUCAAUGUUUUUGUCUAUUCUCAAUGUAUUGGUAAGUGGAUCGUUGAAACUAAUGUGCUCUCCCUGUCUCAUUUCUAUGUUUACCUUUCUAUUUUCUGUACUUACCUUGACCUCAAGGUAUAAUUUCUGGCUGGAUUUGUUUUUAAAUUUGAAUACUUGAGGAUGCCAAUGACUUGUGCUGUUUGUCAAGGCAAGAUGAGUGUAUUUAUAGUUUUUUAGGGUCUUUGGAAACUCAAUUCUAAGUGAAAUAAUUGAAGAAUGAUGGAGUAACACCAAUGAGAUAUCAAGUGGUGUUGUCUUAAGAUUGUACCCUACCUUCUGUAACAAUGGCCAGUAUAAUUUUUUUUCAUGGAUUAAUUGGUACUCCAUAUUUUUGUAUACAUGCUUUAGACAUGUUUUCUACACUUCGAUAGCAAAUAUUAAUGUUGAUGUGUAGCUGGUAAGUGAUUCUGCCAGACAAAUUGUAAGGCAUUGGAUAGCUAUUAAGUCAAUUUCAAGAAUUGAAGAUGUUUAAAACGAUGUGUCAGAUAUACUUGCACAAUCAAUAUGCAGUAUUUUGUCCUUCCUCACCAUGCCAGCUUUGUUGGCAGUGAUAACUUACAAUGGUAGUCAAAUGAUUACUGAGUGAAUCUUUAGUUUGCAGGUUGAUGAUGAUAUAGUGUGUACAUGUUAUUGUAAAUCUUUAUUAGAGGGAGCUAGAACUGUCAUUGUAUGUCAUAAUAUACUAUGAUGGUGAUGGACUGUUUGAACUUCAAAAUAUGUUUAGUGGUUGUGUUCCAAAAAUAUUAUGAUUAUGAUAGUAGAGUAUAGCCCUCAUCACUUUUAUAUUAUAUUUACCUUGAUUUCAUUUGGACAUAGAACUUAAUUAAUGGGUAAGGCGGUCUGAAACUACUCCCUUGUCUGUUUUUAUAUUUGGCUUUAAUAGAUACUCCAGUGGUUCCUUCGGCAAAUUGAGCAAAUGAUGGCAGAUGUGAACAAGGAUGGCAGUGGAUCAAUUGAUUAUAAUGACUAUGUUCUUAAACUAUUUGGAAUAACAGAGGCUUAAAGGAGAAGUGUUUGGAGUUGUGUCUUAUUUUAGUUUUAGCUUUGGAUUUAAACAUGAGGGUCCCAUUAAUUGUAAGUUGUAACCCACAGUGUUGGCCUAUUCAGCUCUCUAUCGUUUUCUCUAAUAAAAUUGUGUGCAAGCAGGAUAGGUUUAAUCAUAAGUAUGCAAUUGAUAUGGGCUAUGCUCCUACAUAGUUGAACUCACUGAAUGUGAUAGAAACUAUGUUCCAAAAAAAAACUAUCGAGUUCAUUCUUCAUGUUUGUGAUCCUAUAUCUAUUUUAUUUCAAGUGGACUAAUAUGCUGGCAUUCCCUAAAAUAUGUGGGGCUUGCAAUAUCUACUAUAACAUGUGACAGGUGAUCCUUUAGCAAUUUCUCUAAGACAACACCAUGUGACAUUUUAUAUGCUCCUGUCUCUCUUAUAUCCCAUGACUCUCAUCUCAUAGCCCUCAUUCAUUGAUCAUUCAUAUAGCCAACAAUUUGUAACACAUCCUUUCAUCUAUAUAUAUCCAUGGAUGCAAGCACUUAGAACCAACAUAAAUCAUUCUAUGAUGUUUUUAAACUUCAGUUGAGAGCUGAAUUUGUUGUCAUUGGUUCUUCUUGUAUGAAGAUUAAAAUUGAUUUUAGGCUUUAAUUAAUCUGUGACUUUUUCAUUUUAGGUUGUGAUUGCUGCUCCUAUUUAAUCAUGAUAUUAUAAUUAUACACAACUUCUCACUUUGUCCUCUGAUUAUAACUACAGAGUGUGGAAGCAAUGUUAAUGGGACAACUUAUUUAUGCAGAGAAAGGACUAAAACUAGGAAGCACUAAAGUUUUAAAGCUGCAUCAAAGCAAGCAGUUUUAAGAGCAGUUCAAGAUGCACCCCACAACUGGGCACCGAGAAUUUCAGAAUGUUGGUAUAUGUAAUGACAAAAAUGACACAGGUGCUAAUGGGAGCUUGGAAUCAGUAGCUUUGGUGUCUACCAUAAGUUCUGAAAUGCUCAAAAAAAGAAGAGCAUUAUGUCAAUUUAGCAUAUGAAGGGGAAGAGGUUUGAUAUCAGACACAGAGCUACAGGCACAAGGCAAAAAAAUUAAUCAAGAGCACUAGAUAAUUUUAUUAUGUUGUAUCAUGUCAUCAUUUCAACUCCAAAAUAAUUGAGGAUGAUGAUUUCCUCUUUAGAAGAGAGAAUUACAAAGGAAGAACAAGAUAAAUUGGAAGCUAUUGAUUGUUAUAGAAAAGAAAAUGAUGCUAGAAGUGCAGCUAACCAGAUGCAAGCUUCACUUUCAAUUGAGCUUGACAAAGUUCGGGAUGCGAAAUCAGCUGCUGAGAAGAAGGCUAUUUCAAAUGAGGACCCGUACAAGUGAUCACAGGAGUAUAAUGAGUCUGCAACAGUACAAUAGUUGCCUUCAGUCAUAUCUUGAAACAACUAAUGAGGCACAUAAACAACUAGAAACAGUGAAAUCAACUAUUGUUGAGAACCUUAGCAAUGUAAGAGGGCGCGAUAAGGCAUUGCAGGAGCGGUUGUCGUCUCUUAAGAGUCAGGCUCUUGGUGAAUAUCCUGAUGCUGUGAAGGAGAUAGUUGGUAUUGAGUAUCUUUUCAAGGUAGAAAAAACAUCUGAUCAUGGUGUGAAGUUUGAUUAUUGAUUCAAAGUUAAGAAGACAUGUGAUAAUCGUGGAAUCAUUGAAAUGUUCACGUCCAAUUGUAAAGUUCAGACUCCUAAGAAGUUGAUCACGGAUGCAUUUGUUUCCAAUCUGGAUUUUGGAUCAAUUGAACAGCCCAUAGGUGACAAUUUAGCUGACUCAUGUGGUUAACUCUCAGAAAUCGGGCCCAACACUGUUUCUUUGGAUGACAUAUCACCGCUGGAGUGUUCUUCUGUGCUUUAUUCUAGGAGUUCUGGUGGCGGUGAUGCAAGUUCCUCCAAGCCCGUCAAGAGGAUGAGGAUAAGGAAUGUGAAGCUAGAUCUUUAGACGUUUGUUUAUGUAUGAAGUGGGGAGAACUGUAUUGUUGUAGUUGGUUAUUCAGUAUCUUAUGUUUUAGUUUGAACUUGAAGUUGAUUGUCAACUUUUUUUUGUCCUGUCUAGCAGGCAAUGUUUAGAUGAAGUUGUUUUUGUUGUUCACUUUUAUGAUAUCAUGUUUAUGUUGGAUCUUUUGUUAGUUUGCUAACUAGCAUUUGUGAGUGAUAUCUUUUUCAAUUAUUAUGUAUCCAGUGUCAUGUAAUGUUCUUAUCAUCACUGUGAUGAAUGAAGUUAAUUUUCAUUAUA